Messenger RNA from Gymnogyps californianus (California condor), 850 nucleotides. It is a transcript of the gene PTN, whose product is annotated as pleiotrophin. Gene Ontology annotation, molecular function: growth factor activity. The transcript has 5 exons. The record is from RefSeq and is a predicted model, not a curated record. Lineage: Eukaryota; Metazoa; Chordata; Aves; Accipitriformes; Cathartidae. Bases 133 to 630 code for a protein of 165 amino acids.
CGUGGGGAAGCGAAGGGACGCGCUGCGGCGGCAGCAGCAGCAGCAGCAGCAGCAGCAGCAGGCGCUGCUCACCGGGGACGCCCGCGGCUCGCCCCUCUCCGCUGCGGGAGAAGAGCUUUUUGCCGCCCGAAAAUGCAACAGCAACAACAGGAACGUCGAAAGUUCACAGCUGCCCUCCUGGCACUUGUUUUCAUUCUGGCAGCUGUGAGUACCACCGAGGCUGGCAAAAAAGAGAAACCAGAGAAAAAGGCGAAGAAGUCUGACUGUGGGGAAUGGCAGUGGAGUGUCUGCGUGCCCACCAGUGGUGACUGUGGCUUGGGGACGCGUGAGGGCACUCGCACUGGAGCUGAGUGCAAACAAACCACCAAGACUCAGAAGUGUAAGAUUCCCUGCAACUGGAAGAAGCAAUUUGGAGCGGAGUGCAAAUACCAGUUCCAGGCCUGGGGAGAAUGUGACUUGAAUACUGCCUUGAAGACUCGAACCGGGAACCUAAAGAGAGCCCUUCAUAAUGCUGACUGCCAGAAGACUGUCACAAUCUCAAAGCCCUGUGGGAAGCUUACCAAACCCAAACCUCAAGAAUCCAAGAAGAAGAAAAAGGAAGGCAAGAAACAAGAGAAGAUGCUGGAUUAAUGGGGCCGACUUGGGCAAUGUGAGAAAGGGACAUCAGCAAACACGAUCAGUUAACAGUUUCAUUUAUACCUAGGCAUUUUAUCCUAAAAUUAUUUAUAGCUUAAUGGUACUAUAGAAGGAAACAAACAAACACAGAAAAAAAAUCCUUUCUUUAUUACUUUAGUAUUUUUAAUGUAUAACCCUAACAACAAUCUUUAGAGGCCUGUAAUAAAGGACUCCA